Molecule: messenger RNA, 1862 nt
Organism: Amphibalanus amphitrite
Lineage: Eukaryota; Metazoa; Arthropoda; Thecostraca; Balanomorpha; Balanidae
Gene: Naa40
Product: N-alpha-acetyltransferase 40-like
Exons: 2
Coding region: 102-824 (240 amino acids)
Cellular component (GO): nucleus
Molecular function (GO): protein N-terminal-serine acetyltransferase activity; histone H4 acetyltransferase activity; histone H2A acetyltransferase activity
Source: RefSeq, a predicted model, not a curated record
AGAGAGAGCCCGUCGUUGGUGUUGGUUGUCUCCUUGGGUUGUCUUGUGGUGCUUGUGUGUGUUGAUGCUAAGGUCGAGUCCCGUGUCCAGCCUCCUGCAUCAUGGGCCGUGAGAGCGAGAAGGCACGUCAGCGGAAGCUGGCCCGCCGCGCGGAGAAGGAGCGCCUGGCUGCCUGUGGCGCCCUGGUGAAGCAGGCUAACGAGGUGCCCGACCUGAUGGCCGACCUGGCGGCGUUCCGACGGUACGAGCGGCGCGGCCUGGCCGUCACCAUCGAGCACCGCAACGUCGGCGACCUCAGCGCCGCAGAGGUGGACACCCUGCUGGCCAUCUGCCGCGAGAACAUGCAGAGCCUCUACGACGCCUGCGACUGGGGCUGGAACGACAAGGAGAAACGCUCCGAGAUGACCGAGAGCAUGGCCAAGUACCUGAUCGCGCGCAACGCAGAGGGGAAAAUUGUCGCGUUCUGUCAUUUCCGGUUCGAUCUGGAUUAUGACGAUGAUGUUUUGUAUUGCUACGAAAUACAGCUUACGAAGGCUUGCCGCCGAAGUGGAUUGGGUAAGUUUCUGAUGAUGAUCCUCGAGCUGAUGGCGUUCAAAAAGCAGAUGCUUUACGUGAGGCUAACAGUUCUAAAGCACAACGAAGGGGCGAAUGCGUUCUUCAAGGCCUGUGGCUACACCCGGGACAAGACUUGCCUGGAGGACACUAUUUACCAGACUCACUGCUACGAGAUCCUCAGCAAGAAGAACCCCAAAAAGGAGGACUCGAACCCGGACACCGUGCCCCAGCUGAGUGUCAGCAAGGCGCAGCAGCGGGUCAGCUCGUGAACACGCAGCACGAGCCGGCCGCCAUCGGCCAGACCGGCAUCAUCUCGUCGAUUUUCGUGUUGCUGUUUCAUUUCGAUGUCGUCGUGUGACUAGCAUCUCAGUGGAGCUCACGGCGUCGAUUGUAGUUAGAUAUUGUCAUCAGUGUCGCCGGCUGGAUUGCGAUGGUGUUUUGCAACAUCUGUGUCUUUGUGGUACCUUUACGUGACGAUGACGAUGUGUUGUGCUGUGUCACGCCCCUGUAGCGUGUCUUGUGGGGGAUGCUGGACUGGACUCGGUCUCUGGUUUUACCGACGAGUGGACCGCUUUUACUGACGCCAAAGCUUGGCCGAACUAGCCGUGAUCAGCACAUCACGAGCUGAAUUUCUUUCGUAUCGUGUUGUGACCGGACAUGUGGUAAUGCUCUCGGCUUAUGCUGUCGCUGUUUUGGGUCAGCCGCAUUUCAGCAAAAUAUCCUCACUUGCCCGUCACGUCACUGACUGAUUUUAGCUGUGUCCAUAACCAGGGAUGUGGAGCCGGAGCCGGAGCCGGAGCCGGAGCCGCCGGAGCCGGCAUAUUUUGCCCGGAGCCGGAGCCGGAGCCGGAGCCGUGCAACAAUAUAGUCCGGAGCCGGAGCCGGAGUCGGAGCCGUCAAAAAAGGGAGCGACUCCGGCUCCUUUUCUUAAGAGGAAACAAUUAUUUACCUAGUUCGGUUUGACAGUACAAGGCGUAAAACAAUGUGGUAUUCAAAAUGGCCUUGUUAUACAAAUACAGAAGCAACGGGUACCAAUCCCAUCGCCUUUUUUCUUCCACCCGUAUUUAAUUGAUCGCAUAGGGGAUGUAGGUACUGAGUAAAAGCCGGAGCCGGAGCCGCCGGAGCCGGAUCAUUUUACUCGGAGCCGGAGCCGGAGCCGGAGCCGCCAUGACAUUUCACCCGGAGCCGGAGCCGGAGCCGGAGCCGAUUUUUUUCUCCGGAGCCGGAGCCGGAGCCGGAGCCGUCUGAAAUUUCCACGGCUCCGCAUCCCUGUCCAUAACGUUUGUUAAUAAAACGCGAAGUGAAAA